GGCUAAGCUUCUAAACUUGCGAGAGUACUUUGGCAACCAAAAACGGCCUGGGAAACAAGGAGAUGAGAAGAUGAUGAUACUACUGUAGCAGAACAACUUCACAAUUCACUCUCUUGGCCAGGCGACAGCAAACACAACAACAGCAACAAGAUGGGUCAAGGAAUAUUCAGAUCGUCGUACUUCUAUGAUUUGUCCACUGUGAAGUACACACCCGAACAACGCAAUGCCGUGGAGAAGCUGAUCAAAACAGAGCCCAUGGUCGUCUUCUCAAAAAGUUACUGUCCACACUGUGUGUCGGCGAAGCAACUGCUGGAGUCUCAUGAUGUGGAUACGGCCACCGUGAGAGAAAUAAAUUACGAGGCAGAUGGUUUGGAGACCCAGGCAAUCCUAUACCAAAUCACAGGACAGAAAACAGUCCCCAAUAUUUUUGUUGGAGGUGGACACAUUGGUGGAAAUGACCACUUGCACAAGCUUGCCAAGUCUGGUCAGCUGAAAGAAGUGCUGGAUCGCCACAAGAUUCCAAACAGUUUCCCAAGUCCAAGCCAAAUUUUGGGAGAUGGCGCGCACCACUAGGAAAUCGAAAGGGUUGCAACCCUGUACAUGGAACAUGGAUGAAGGCCAUUUACACUAGUUUUCAGGUGGUCUUUUCUCAUUUUUCAGCUUUGUGUUACUCUCUAGGUAGAGUUUUAUCAAAUAAAAUUGUUUGUAGUAGAUGAGCCAGCCAGUAGACUUAU
Messenger RNA from Seminavis robusta, 734 nucleotides. Lineage: Eukaryota; Bacillariophyta; Bacillariophyceae; Naviculales; Naviculaceae. The record is from the annotation of a GenBank genome assembly.